This is a messenger RNA of Pieris macdunnoughi, 1110 nucleotides long. Lineage: Eukaryota; Metazoa; Arthropoda; Insecta; Lepidoptera; Pieridae. The record is from the annotation of a GenBank genome assembly.
AUGGAAAAUGCUGAAUAUUUUAUAGGUUAUUACAUUAUUUUUCGUGUCUAUCAUAUUAAAACGAUUGCAGUGUUUACGCCACUGGGUUUCGUGAGAUUGUUCGGUGUAGUUGGAGCCGUUCUGGUGAAGCCACAGUUCCUGAGGGAUCUCAACGAAGAAUAUUAUGUCUACUCGCUCGAAGAGGCCACUAUACGAAGGCGAAUUGAUAACUCCGCUGCCACAGGUGCCAGUUACAUUACCCCAGAGCCAAUGUGCCCGGGUCGAGGGGAUAUAUCUGCAUCCGUGGACGACAGUGUGGCUGAUUCCAAAGCCAAGAUUGUUGAGCCUGAUGAGAAACAGAUACCACUGCUUCGGCUCCGAAAUGGUGCUUUGCACGCUGGUCUUAAUGAGAGAUUGCAUAGGAUUGUUGCCAUGAGGAAGGAAGUAGAGAACAAACGAAAAACAUCGUCUCUACAACGCAACGUAGUGUACCCGCUGGCUAUGUUGUUGCUCCUGGCCCUCACCGCGAUUACAGUUUUAAUGGUGCUGCAGAACACGCUCGAACUGCUCAUAGGCAUUAAGGCAUUACCUCUAAGCACACGGCAAUUCACGUUAGGGAUCGCGUCGCUAUCUAAAUUAGGAUGGGCGGGAGCUACACUAGAGGCAUUCCUAAUACUAUAUCUACACGCGGCGUCGCUAACGGGGCUCUGUACCCCCAUGAGGGCGUUAAGGGUUCUACCACGUGCAAGAAGAACGCCCCUAACAAGAAUAAUAGCUCUCUGUGCUGUGUUAUUAGCGCAUUCAACGGCCCAGCCGUUGCUUGUUAAAAUACUUGGUAUAACAAACUUCGAUUUGCUCGGCGAAUUUGGUCGAAUCGAAUGGCUGGGCAGCUUCAAGUUAGUGUUGUUAUACAACGCCAUAUUCGCAUCAACAGCCAGUCUUUGUCUCAUCAACAAGUUCACCGCCAGCGUUCGAAGGGAACUAUACAACAGAUUUAAAUGGAUCACUGAUUUUUUCACUGCACCUGAGACUCAACUACACAGAAUCUCUAAUACUUCAAGACUAUCCAUGGAUUGGUCAGUUAAUGAAAAAACUAAAACUAAUUCAGACCCAAAACCCAAAUCUCAAUAA